Glycine soja is the source of this 1189-nucleotide messenger RNA. Its product is annotated as bifunctional dTDP-4-dehydrorhamnose 3,5-epimerase/dTDP-4-dehydrorhamnose reductase-like. The coding region runs from base 35 to 1018 and encodes 327 amino acids. NCBI's taxonomy places the organism in Eukaryota, Viridiplantae, Streptophyta, Magnoliopsida, Fabales, Fabaceae. Gene Ontology annotation, biological process: S-adenosylmethionine biosynthetic process. Gene Ontology annotation, molecular function: methionine adenosyltransferase regulator activity. The transcript is spliced from 2 exons. Gene Ontology annotation, cellular component: methionine adenosyltransferase complex. The record is from RefSeq and is a predicted model, not a curated record.
AUUUAGACCAUAAUUAAUAUUUAAAUUUUGCUUAAUGUAUAAUUUUUAUAAUCACCGUCGCGCUCAGUGUGUGUAUAUAAAAGAGAGAAGAGUAGAAGAUGGCGAGAUUGUAUUGGGAGAGAGGAUGGGUGCAGAAGCAAAUGGCGGCGAGAAGCAAUUGAAAUUUCUGAUCUACGGUCGCAGCGGUUGGAUUGGUGGUCUACUGGGUAAGCUCUGCGAAGAGCGCGGGAUCCAAUAUGAGUACGGCACCGGCAGAUUGGAGAACCGGUCGUCGUUGGAGGCGGACAUAGCGGCUGUGAAGCCCAGCCACGUGUUCAACGCCGCGGGUGUCACGGGUAGACCCAAUGUGGACUGGUGCGAAUCUCACAAAGUUGAAACCAUCCGAACCAACGUCGUCGGCACUCUCACCCUCGCCGACGUCUGCCAUCAUAAAGGCCUCAUCCUCAUCAACUACGCCACCGGCUGCAUCUUCGAGUACGAUUCUUCCCACACUCUCGGAUCCGGCAUCGCCUUCAAGGAACACGAUACUCCCAAUUUCACCGGAUCCUUCUACUCCAAGACCAAAGCCAUGGUGGAGGAUCUGGUUGGGAACUACGAGAACGUGUGCACGUUGCGUGUGAGGAUGCCGAUUUCGUCGGAUUUGUCGAACCCGCGGAAUUUCAUCACUAAGAUCACUCGAUACGACAAGGUUGUCGACAUUCCCAACUCCAUGACCAUAUUGGACGAGCUUCUCCCAAUCUCGCUGGAGAUGGCCAAGCGGAACCUCACUGGGAUCUGGAAUUUCACCAACCCUGGAGUCGUAAGUCACAACGAGAUUUUACAGAUGUACAAGGAAUACGUGGAUCCGAACUUUACAUGGAAGAACUUCACUCUGGAGGAGCAGGCUAAGGUGAUUGUUGCCCCUAGAAGCAACAACGAGCUUGACGCCUCUAAGUUGAAGAAGGAGUUUCCUCAACUUUUGUCCAUCAAAGACUCCCUCGUUAAGUAUGUAUUCCAGCCAAAUCAGAAAAAGGCAUAACAUAACUUGGACAUGUUAUGUUAGUUUACCGUUUUAAUUUACAUCUUCUUCUGCUGACCAUUUCAGAUUUUCCUUCGUGUGUUUUGUUGCAUUUAAUUUUUAUGUUAUAUUUGUAUUUUUUAUUAUGAUAUGAAUAAACUAGUUGUUACCUACUUAAUUUUAAGUAAUCAA